AUUACUUUGAGGUACAAGGUGUACAACCACAACAACCAAUUUAAUAUACAAUAUACAUAUUAGUAAGUAAAGUAAGUUGUGGUAGYGACAUUAAUUAUUGGAGAACUGAAAAGUGAAAAUCAAAAUAGUUAAACCAUUCAGUUUUGAUUAUCUCAUUAGUCAUUGUCAUUCGCUGAUCGCUGAUCGCUGUUCAUUCAGUUCAUUGUUCUAUUACUGCUUGAUAUCCAUCAUUUUCUAAUUUUCAAUAAAGGUUUAAGCUUGCGAAUUCUGUAUUGUGAUCGUAAUAAUAUCUAGCAGCCUUGUUACGUACUAGAAUUCAGAAUAUCUAUUAUACUUGUAAAAUUUUUCGCGUUUUGUCAUAUACACUGAAUCAAAAUACACUAACGUUAGGAGCAUCAAUUUGAAACUACAAUCAACUUGACAAUUUUUAAAUAGAAGUUGAUUUUUUUCAACGAAUCUAACAUGUUUCCCAAUGCGUUGAUGACCGACAUGUUUGGAAACGAUAAUCCAUACAGAAAUUCAAUGCAGCAAAUGGACCAAAUGAUGAAUUCAUUUUUUGGAGGAUUUCCUGAUCCAAUGUCUGGAUCCAAUGGYAUGAUGAUGCCAUUUGGUGGCGGAAUGUUUGGAAAUUUUGGUUCCAUGAUGAAUAAUAUGAAUAAUUCUAUGAAUAUGAUGGUCAGUGGUAAUCACCCAGGCCAAUCAUUCAGCAGCAGUAGCAGUACAUUUAUGUCAUACUCAUCAAAUGGCCCAAAUGGCCAGCCACAAAUUUAUAAAGCUUCCACUUCUACUCGUACCGGUCCAGGAGGGGUAAAAGAGACAAAAAAAGCUGUUAGUGAUUCAAGGACAGGUGUUAAGAAGUUGGCUAUUGGGCAUCAUAUUGGAGACCGUGCACACAUUGUUGAACGUCAACAAAAUGUAUAUUCUGGAGACCAAGAAGAAAACCAAGAAUAUAUUAACUUGGAUGAUAAUGAAGCUGAGGAGUUCAACAAUGAAUGGCGCAACAAAGCUCAAAACUUGAAUUCUCAUCGUAGUCGUUACUUGCCCUAUACUCAUAGAAUUCAAAAUUCUUCAGUUCCUUUAAAAAAACAUCUCAAGGCAUUACCUUCCCCUACUCCUUCAACAUCACGUAACAGGUAUGUGUAGUAAUUAUAAUUAAUU
This is a messenger RNA of Diuraphis noxia (Russian wheat aphid), 1158 nucleotides long. It is a transcript of the gene Mlf, whose product is annotated as myeloid leukemia factor. The record is from RefSeq and is a predicted model, not a curated record. Lineage: Eukaryota; Metazoa; Arthropoda; Insecta; Hemiptera; Aphididae.